GGAAGUGGGCCAACACGGUACUCGGCAGGCUAAACCUAAUCAGGCUCCAAAUUUCAUCCAUCAACUAAACGGUAGUGACGUUUGACUCUGCCAUUAUUUUUUACGUUUUUUAUCUCGCUUCCUCAACCUUUGCAGGUCGCGUGUCUGCUUCCUGUUUUCAUGUUUGGGAGUGCUGGCAAGAGCCAAACUAUUCUUUUGCCGCCCGGUCGGGGCUUCUCGUGGUCUAGAAAGAAAUACCAAUGCUUCCCAUUCUGCUUCUCCCGAUUAUCUCUACCCUGAUCGGCAGUGCUUCCGCCAUACCUAUAUCGGACCAACAACCGUUGGGCGACCGGCUUGGGCACUCAGAUGGAGAUCUUUAUAGUAUUGAUAAGCUACCGGGCUCCUCUUCUGGCCGAGGACUCACCGGCCGCUUUCUGCAUAUAACAGAUUUACACCCAGACUCGCACUACAAGGCCGGGAGAUCCGUGGACGAGGAUGACGCAUGCCAUCGGGGAAAAGGCCCUGCGGGGUACUUUGGAUCGGAAGGGACCGAAUGCGACUCGCCGCUCACACUCAUAAACGAAACAUUCCGCUGGAUAGAGAAGAACCUCAAAGGCCAUAUCGACUUUGUCAUAUGGACUGGUGACUCAGCUCGUCAUGAUAAUGAUGAGAAAAUUCCUCGAACAGAGGAGGAGGUGUCUGCCUUGAACGAGAUCAUUGCUGGCAAAUUCAUUGAAACUUUCAAAGAGGGUUCCAGUCACUUUCCUUCUAUUCCAAUCGUCCCCACGCUGGGAAAUAACGACUUCAUGCCACACAACAUAUUCAACGAUGGCCCAAACCGAUGGACUAAGAGGUUUGUCGAUGUAUGGGCAAAGUUUAUCCCGGAGCAUCAGCGCCACACCUUCGUGGAGGGUGGCUGGUUUACGUCAGAGGUGAUUCCCAACAAGUUGACAGUAAUCAGCUUGAACACAAUGUAUUUCUUUGACUCCAACUCCGCGGUCGACGGCUGUAGCGCCAAAUCGCAGCCAGGAUUUGAACAUAUGGAGUGGCUGCGUGUGCAACUACAGUUGCUGCGGUCACGCGACAUGAAAGCAAUCCUGAUAGGGCAUGUUCCGCCGGCGAGGUCUGGAUCCAAGCGAAGCUGGGAUGAGACGUGUUGGCAGAAAUACACUCUUUGGGUCCAUCAGUAUCGUGACAUUAUUGUUGGUACUGCCUAUGGGCAUAUGAACAUCGACCAUUUUAUGCUCCAGGAUAGCCGUAAAGUGGACAUCCUUGAUGCCAGCAGCAAGAGCUCGGCUUCUUCAGCCGUGGCUGACGAUACGUCUCCCUUGGUCUCUGUUCAGUCCCGCCAAAGUUACCUUGUCGAUCUCAGGAAAGAUUGGUCUAAAAUGCCGUCACCACCCCCGGGAAUUUCAGACCUAUAUGAAUUAUUUGAGGAUGAUCCCACCGAACAUACCGAAAAUGCUGAUCUUGAGGCUCUGAUGUCCAAGAAAAAGAGACGCAAGUUUCUGAAGAAGAUUGGUGGUCCCUGGGCUGAGCGAUACAGUGUAUCAUUGGUAUCUCCCAGCGUAGUUCCCAAUUACUUCCCAUCGCUUCGGGUCGUUGAGUAUAACAUCUCUGGCUUGGCCGAUGCCACGACUUGGGCCGAGUAUUUGGAUCUAGAUACUGCAGUAGCCUCGCCAUCCUUCGAGAUGAUAGAAGAUGAUGCAUUUAUCGAGGAAAAGAAGAAGGGGAAGAAGAAGAAGAAGAAGAAUAAGCCCCACUUCAAGGUUCCCAAACCCCCGUCGUCGUCUGCUCCACCAGGGCCGGCGUACUCGAACCAACCGCUUACAUGGCUGGGUUACACUCAAUACUACGCCAACCUAACCAAGAUCAACGAGCAUAUGACCAGCAGCAGGGAAGUGGCGGGUGGCUCCGCCAGUCCUACCGAAACCGAAAGUAACGAGGUUUCUGAAACGAGCCAUGGUGAGGAUGCCUUCAUCUAUGAGGUUGAAUACGACACGAGGGAUGAUCGAAUUUACAAGAUGGAGGAUCUCACAGUGCGCAGUUUCUUUGAACUGGCGACUCGGAUUGCGAAGGAAUCCUCAAAAAAGAAUGAUAUCUCGGCAGACACUACGAAUGUCAAUGGUCUACCUGCCAGUAAGACUGGCGUGGUCGAUGAUUAUGACGAUGAUGACUUUGAACAACAAAAGAAAAAGAAAAAGAAAAACGCCCAGAACAAAGUAUGGCGAACGUUCUUAGAACGCGCGUUUGUAGGAUUUUUAGACAGUGAUGACCUUGAUGACAUGUCAGAAUGAUUCAGUUUUCUUUUACGCGAUGGUUUGGGCUGAAGAAUAUAGAAUAGGCCGACAAGGGACGGGUUUUAUUUCUUGCCAUUUGUUUUAUAAUUUCAAAGAACCAGUAUUUCUACAUGUAUAUAGUAGUCUCCUGGCUCAUAAUGCUGGUGUUGCUAGACUUCAGAUGUGGGGAUGCAUGUCAAAACGGAGUUGCACUUUGACAGUUGAUCUGUGUUGGAUAUAAAUGAUAGUAACAAAUGCUAAAUCCACUAUUUCACAGCAUAACCUUGAUUAUCUUUAUUGUACUGUACAUGCUAUAUAGUAACAGAUAUAUGCAUACCGUAGAGCAAGGAUAAGUUAGCGGUGAACAGGGCGGUGGGACUCUGCCAUGUGUUGGAAU
Aspergillus pseudonomiae is the source of this 2655-nucleotide messenger RNA. RefSeq names its product endopolyphosphatase. Gene Ontology annotation, biological process: polyphosphate catabolic process. Lineage: Eukaryota; Fungi; Ascomycota; Eurotiomycetes; Eurotiales; Aspergillaceae. The record is from RefSeq and is a predicted model, not a curated record. Gene Ontology annotation, molecular function: exopolyphosphatase activity; endopolyphosphatase activity. Gene Ontology annotation, cellular component: membrane; fungal-type vacuole. Bases 240 to 2276 code for a protein of 678 amino acids. The transcript is spliced from 2 exons.